This is a messenger RNA of Aspergillus versicolor CBS 583.65, 1664 nucleotides long. Its product is annotated as aldo/keto reductase family protein. NCBI's taxonomy places the organism in Eukaryota, Fungi, Ascomycota, Eurotiomycetes, Eurotiales, Aspergillaceae. The transcript has 3 exons. Gene Ontology annotation, molecular function: oxidoreductase activity. The record is from RefSeq and is a predicted model, not a curated record. Bases 341 to 1390 code for a protein of 349 amino acids.
GCUAAGCACCAACUACUACUGGCGAGAGGCAAUCCUUUGGUUGAAUUCACUUGGUCUCAUGCCUAUAGGAGGCGUUAUAAUGGGCAGAAAGGCAAUAUAUACUGAGUAUAAUCUAUUGCCAACACGAGUUUAGGUGCCCAAAUACGACGGGAAUGACGCGAGCAGGUGUGGGGUCGUGAUGCUUGAUAAUCAGGCUCUUCAUCUUCAGCUCCCUGCCGAGUUCCGUGGAUAAGUAUUAAUUGCUUCGCUUCAGCUGUAUGUAACCAGUUGAAGGGUCCCGAUAGAUUUAUUUGCGACUCGGCACUACCUAGCUAUCUAUAUCGUAUAUCGUGACAGCAAAAUGCCACUCAUUGCUCAGAACCCAGUCCCAAGGACAAUCCUUGGGCUGAUGACAUACGGUACGGACGAAUCAGCAGGCGCUCGUAUCACCUCGUUGGAUGAGUUCAACAAGCACUUGGACUAUAUCCAGCAACAAGGCUUCAACGAAGUCGAUACCGCACGUCUCUACAUUGGCGGGGCACAGGAAGCUUUCACAGCGCAGGCAAAAUGGAAGGAGCGAGGCUUAAAGCUGGCAACCAAGGUCUACCCGACAGCUCCUGGUCUCCAUAAACCCGAUGCUCUCCGCGAGAGAUUCGAGACAUCCCUUAAGGAGUUGGGGACAGACCAGGUUGAUAUCUUCUACCUGCACGCGCCGGACCGGUCUGUUCCAUUUGACGAGACAUUGGAAGCCGUUAACGAGCUCCAUAAGGAGGGCAAGUUUGUGCAAUUAGGGUUGAGUAAUUUCACUGCAUUUGAACUUGCAGAAGUUGUCACUCUUUGCAAUGAGAGGGGCUGGGUACGACCGACCAUUUUCCAGGCAAUGUAUAACGCAAUCACACGUUCAAUUGAAACCGAGUUAAUUCCUGCCUGCAAGCGCUACGGCAUCGAAAUAGUCAUUUACAAUCCCCUUGCUGGUGGAAUUUUCUCUGGAAAAUACAAGACGAAGGAUAUUCCCGCGGAGGGCCGAUACAGCGACAAGUCCAAGAGUGGUGAAAUGUAUAGGAAACGGUAUUUCCGGGAUGCCACCUUCGAUGCCUUGGCCGUCAUCGAACCCGUAGUGCAGAAACACGGGCUUACACUGCCUGAGACUGCGCUGCGUUGGGUUCACCACCACUCCAAGCUCAACAUCGACGAUGGACGGGACGGAAUCAUCAUUGGUGUGAGCAGCUUUGCCCAGCUAGAAAGCAAUCUCAGAGACGUGCAAAAAGGCCCUCUUCCAGAGGAGGUCGUUGAGGCGCUAGAUAAUGCGUGGCUAGUCGCAAAACCGACAGCUCCAGAUUAUUGGCAUCUGGACCUUAAGUACACAUACAACACCCAGGAAGCGUUGUUCAAGCCAAAGUCCAAGGCUUAGGCGCCAUGGGACAUGCCAAACUUGGAUGGGAGCACAAGCUUGUGCCAAAUAUAUUUUUUAUUCUAGCCCUUCCUUCGAUAUAUUGAAAAUUUAUCAGCCUUGCCCAGAAUUCUUACCUAAUUUGAAAAAGAAUAGAGCGUAUCAGAAUCUCCAUCCAAAAAUACAUUGGAGAUACAAUCUGUGCAAUGAGUUCAUUCGUCGCCAGCUGUUCAUACACAGCCACAAAAAAUCAGGCAACUAUGGCUUGGAACAAGCCGCAGUUUUGGGGCGCUUU